GUCGACGCUGUCUUUGUGUUUAUUUUCAGCUAACAGCAGCUCCCCAGAAACCCCAGGCUGGGAUACAAUGUUACUCGCGGCGUCCGCGGUCCAUGCGUGCCAUGUGAAUAUGGACUCGAAGGUGUUGUAAAUCCCGACGAGCGUUGCACAAAUUCGAAGAUGAACAAAGGCUGGUUGGAGCUCGAGAGUGACCCUGGACUGUUUACCCUGUUGGUGGAAGAUUUUGGUGUCAAAGGUGUUCAAGUUGAGGAAAUAUAUGACCUCCAAAGUAAAUGUCAAAGCCCUGUUUAUGGCUUUAUCUUCCUGUUCAAGUGGAUUGAGGAACGCAGGUCCAGGAGGAAAGUUUCCACUUUGGUGGAUGAGACCUCUGUCAUUGAUGAGGAAAUUGUGAAUGACAUGUUCUUUGCACAUCAGCUGAUACCAAAUUCUUGUGCGACCCAUGCAUUGCUGAGUGUGCUUCUGAACUGCAGUGGUGUUGAGCUUGGCACCACUCUAAGUCGCAUGAAGGCUUUCACAAAAGGCUUUAGUCCAGAGAGUAAAGGCUAUGCUAUAGGAAACGCCCCAGAGCUGGCUAAAGCACAUAAUAGCCAUGCGAGACCGGAGCCCAGGCAUCUGCCGGAGAAACAGAAUGGGAUUAGUGCAGUGCGGACCAUGGAAGCGUUCCACUUUGUUAGCUAUGUGCCCAUUAAAGACCGUCUCUUUGAGCUUGAUGGACUGAAGGCUUACCCCAUUGACCAUGGGCCUUGGGGAGAGGACGAGGAGUGGACUGACAAGGCUCGGCGAGUUAUCAUGGAGAGGAUUGGACUGGCUACUGCUGGUGAACCAUACCAUGAUAUCCGCUUCAACCUAAUGGCAGUGGUGCCUGACCGCAGGAUGAAGUAUGAGUCCAAACUGGAAAUCCUAAAGAGGAAUCGACAGACUGUGCUGGAGGGACUACAACAGCUGAUCAGGCUCACUCAGCCUGAUCUUGUCCAGGACAAGAAACAGCAGGAAUCCUCCUCUCCUGAUGAUACAGCUGCUGUUAUUAAGAAAGAGGCUGAUGUGGAGGCUGUUACAUCCCAAGGAUCUGAGCAAAGUUCUUCAGACCGAGUGGAUAACUCAGGAGUUCAACCUCAGUCUGCCCCCAACCCCUUAGGAAACUCCAAAGUCAUGGGCAAACCACCAGUACCCACUGGAGGAGGUCUUCAGUCAGUCACCAGUCCCAAUCCCAUUGUUCAGCGCCUGCCUGCCUUCCUGGAUAACCACAACUACGCCAAGUCUCCAAUGCAGGAAGAGGAGGACCUUGCUGCUGGCGUGGGUCGCUCGAGGAUUUCGGGUCCCCCCCAGCCCUCUUACUCUGAUGAUGAGGAUGACUAUGAGGAUGAUGAAGAGGAAGUGACUGCCACAGCAGGCACAUCCAGCAGGUUCAGACGGAAAGCAAGUCUGCGUUCACGAUCGGGACGGGUAGCAAGCGGAAUGGAGAGUCAGAUCGCCCUCAGUGUCCUGGCUGAAAAACUAAAGAAGGAAGUCCAAAGGAAGGAUGCCCUCAACGCACCUCUGUCUGUGCGCACAGAAGGCCGCACUGGGGGCAUUUGUAUCACAACUGCAUCGCAGCCCUCCCCAACACCAAGCAACGAGAGUACUGAUACAGCCUCCGAGAUUGGCAGCGCCUUCAACUCCCCACUGCGCUCACCGGCGCGCUCCCAGGCUGCCACCCGCCCAUCCAGUCCAGUUGCAUCUCACCUGUCUCGUGUGCUUUUCGGAGAGGACGAGAUGUUGAGACUAGACUCCAGGCACAAUCGUGCUGUACGAGAACUCGGUCCCUCUGUCAGCAUAGCCCUGCUACAUCUUCAGGAGGAUGGAGUCAUCUAUGCUCUCCCAGCAUCUAUGGACUUUGCUGCUGAUGGGAUUAAGCGGCCUUGCACCCCAGAAAAGAUGAAAGACAAAGAACAAGGGAGCAGCCUAGCAGGAGAAAAGGAGGGGAUGAAGCAGGGAAACGAGGCACUAUCUGUGGAGGUGAAGGCGGGGGAUGGCAAAGAUGGAGCCGACGUCAAACCUUGCAAGGAAAAAAUUAACUCCAAGGAAAUUGGAGGCCAUAAACCCCCUGGGGAAAAGUAUUCUCCAAAAGAGUUGCUCGCUUUGCUGAAGUGUGUUGAAGCCGACAUUGCCAAUUAUGAAGUCUUUCUAAAAGAAGAGGUGGAAAAGAGGAAGAAAUACAAAAUUGACGAUCAGAGGAGGACCCAUAAUUACGACGAGUUUAUCUGCACCUUCAUAUCGAUGUUGGCUCAAGAAGGCAUGUUGGCUAGCCUUGUGGAGCAGAAUAUUUCGGUGCGUCGUCGACAGGGAGUGAGUAUUGGCCGCCUGCACAAACAGAGGAAACCUGAUCGCAGGAAACGCUCCCGGCCAUACAAAGCCAAGCGCCAGUGAUUAUGUAUACAUUUUUACAGUUACUCCCGUAGGUCACUAAGCACCAAGCAAUCACUGCGAGGGAAAAAGAACUGCAUUGCAUCCAAAAUUUUUGUAUGAAGUCACUCUGAAAAGAUCUCAAUUUUUAGUCUUAACUUGAGUCGGUGUCCUUUUUCCAUAAAAAAAUGACCAUACACUCGGUCAUUUCUUUUAUCAUGUAUAUACACUA
Lampris incognitus (smalleye Pacific opah) is the source of this 2614-nucleotide messenger RNA. It is a transcript of the gene bap1, whose product is annotated as BRCA1 associated protein-1 (ubiquitin carboxy-terminal hydrolase). Gene Ontology annotation, cellular component: cytoplasm. Gene Ontology annotation, molecular function: cysteine-type deubiquitinase activity. The coding region runs from base 160 to 2406 and encodes 748 amino acids. Gene Ontology annotation, biological process: ubiquitin-dependent protein catabolic process; protein deubiquitination. The transcript is spliced from 17 exons. Lineage: Eukaryota; Metazoa; Chordata; Actinopteri; Lampriformes; Lampridae. The record is from RefSeq and is a predicted model, not a curated record.